UUUCCAUAAUUUCAACUAUCUCACCUAGGGCUGAACAACGUAUAACAUGAAGCGGAGUUGGCCCGUGAUUUGCACGUGAAAUUCACAUCCUAUAAACCUCCCUUUGGUGCCUUUGCUCAGGUAUCUUCUCCGUUUCCCCUCAAUUUCUUUCUCACUGUGACCCCUCAGGGAUAAAUUCAGCUCCUUUUUUCUGCUGAUCGUAUGGAAAGAUGACGACGACGAUGAUGAUCAGUUCUCAUGUUUUAAUUUCCAUGUUGAAUUUCACAUGCUUUUGUUGAAAUUCUGUGGUGGUGUUGGGGGAUCUUGUUGGCGAGCAAAGGUUUUGGGACUCUUGUUGAUGGGUGCUCCAAAGCAGAAGUGGACAUCAGAAGAAGAAGCAGCCCUCAAAGCUGGUGUAAUUAAGCAUGGGGCAGGAAAAUGGCGCACAAUACUUAUGGACCCAGAGUUUAGCACCAUCUUGCAUUUGCGGUCAAACGUGGAUCUCAAGGAUAAAUGGAGAAAUAUGAAUGUCAUGGCAAGUGGAUUGGGGUCUCGACAUAGAGCUAAGCUUGCCCUUAAGAAUCAAACAACCCCUAAACAUCAUGAGGAGGCUAUGGCUUUGAGCACUGUAGUUCAGAGCGGUGAAGAGAUACUUGAUGCUAAGCCUCUUGCAAUUUCACGUGGACCAUUGCGCAUUGAUGGUCCAAAAAAGGGAAUUACAAGGUUGGACAGUCACAUAUUGGAGGCUAUAACUAAUUUAAAGGACCCUAGUGGUUCUAACAAGACUGCUAUAGCUAUGUACAUUGAGGAGCAUUAUUUGGCACCUCCAAACUUCAAAAAGCUGCUGUCAACAAAAUUAAAGCUUUUGGUAGCAAAUGGCAAGUUAACUAAGGUAAAGGGUAACUACAGGAUUGCAACAAGUUUGAUGCCUCCUGUAGUGAGAAGAAGCUCUACCAUGCCAUUUGAGGAGGGAAAGCAAAAGGAUUCUUCAAAAGCAGAUAAGGGUGACAUCAAAAUCCUUACUAAAUCUCAGAUUGAUGCAGAGCUGGUGAAGAUGAGGAGUAUGACUGCUCAUGAAGCUGCUGCUGCUGCUGCACGAGCAGUUGCUGAGGCAGAAGCUGCCAUUGCUGAGGCUGAAGAAGCAGCAAGAGAGGCGGAGGAAGCGGAAGCUGAAGCAGAAGCAGCACAUGUUUUUGCAGAAGCAGCAUUUAAGGCUUUGAAAUGCAGAACACUUCGAACCUGGUGAAAAGUCUCUUCUAACACUUAUCUUUUUCAGGUCCUUUAUUAGAUUUCAUAGAUUUGUGUCUUUUCCUUAUGAUGCUGCUCCUGCAUCAUGAGACUCAUGGUACUCUUAUCUUCAGUAGGUUGUUUGAGAAGCUUCACCAAGAUAUGGAAUACAUAGGGUCUUUUUUUUUUUCAACCCAACUGGUCUUUAAUCUAACCAUUUGGUUGCCUCUUGUGUCUGUCCCGUGUACUUUUUUGUUAAUAUAUUAUAUAUACCUUUCUUUGCCUGUCACCAAAAAAAAAAACAAUCCAUUUGGAUUUGACUAUAGAAAUCCCUAUUUUAGGAUUAUCCUCAUGAAGCAUAAGACUAAAUGAUCUAUGCUGUCAGUUGACUGGACACGAUCAGUGUUGCUCCACACUUGGGGGCCACCUGUAUGAAAGCCUAACUUCCUAGAUAGUUUUAUUUCCCUUAUUUUGUCUGAAAAUUUAAGAUUUCUUCCUGCUAGUUAAACUUUCUGAUUUGGCCAGUAUCUCGAACAAAUUUCUAUUUGCAAAUCAUGCUUGAUGUGUGAAACUUUUAUUCAUUUAAUACUUCUCAAAUCUUCUACAGUACAACCAUUGCUAUAUAUGACUUCACCUUUUUCUGACUGGAGAUGAGGCAAUCUAAUAAAACUUGCUGUGUGUUCUGAAAAUGUUCUGUUUUACAUGGUACUCCAUCAAGUGUGCAUUACCUGAUUUUAUCAUGUACAAUUUAGUGUAGUGAAUCAGAGUCAUUUUAUCACUGAUUACUCUCUCUCUCUCUCCCUUUUCUCCAACACUCUCGAGUUAAACAAAAUAAAAUUCAGAAUGCAACACAUGUUUCUCAUUUUCUCAUAUACAUUGUGUUUUCACCAUUUCAUUUCUCGUCUGUUGACCUUUAAUUUCUGAAUUUCUUGCUGAAUUUGUUGCAAUCCAUAGCUCUUCUUUCUCCACUAUACUACCGUGCUAAAUUCUUUCAGGCAAAUUAUUCAUGGCACAUAUUAGCACCUUAAUCCCAAUUUGAAAAUUUUUUCAUCCUCCCCUAAUUUUUAGCCAGAUCUAACUAUAAUGUUAGUUACCACAAAAUGCCGGUGUCACACUGUAUCAAGGUUUCUUUAGUGCAUGUAAUGGAACAAGUGUGUAGUUGUACUUAUUGAUAUUUUUGUUUCACAUUUUUGCAAACAUGUGCAGAUGGUAGAAACAUCAAAUCUGGCUGUUUGGAUCAUUGGAAUGGAACCGUGCAUUAGGACUCUGAUGAGCAUCAAAGUGCGGCAUUAGCUCUUGCAACAUGUUUUAUAGCUGUAAAUAUUGUUAGGCUUGUGAAUGUGACAAAAUGCAAAAUUAUCCUGUCAAAAUGUGCUUUCUCUUGAGGUUUUUUGCUGGCUGGAAGCCAUAGUAGGUUCAUUGAUUUUGAGGAUUUUGUAGUGAAGUAAAAAAAAGAGGGACUAGCCAAAGAAAUAGAAAUCGAAACCUUCAGAUGCCAAGUUGAAUAUAUGCUCCACCUCUCCCUGACUGUUAUUUGAUCUGAGGAAAGAAUGAAUAACACAAAAUGCAAUUUUUGGAA
Messenger RNA from Vitis vinifera (wine grape), 2785 nucleotides. Its product is annotated as telomere repeat-binding factor 1. The record is from RefSeq and is a predicted model, not a curated record. Gene Ontology annotation, cellular component: nucleosome. Gene Ontology annotation, molecular function: double-stranded telomeric DNA binding. Gene Ontology annotation, biological process: nucleosome assembly. The transcript has 6 exons. Lineage: Eukaryota; Viridiplantae; Streptophyta; Magnoliopsida; Vitales; Vitaceae. Bases 266 to 1225 code for a protein of 319 amino acids.